Molecule: messenger RNA, 4542 nt
Organism: Diospyros lotus (date-plum)
Lineage: Eukaryota; Viridiplantae; Streptophyta; Magnoliopsida; Ericales; Ebenaceae
Product: ABC transporter I family member 1
Exons: 4
Coding region: 3412-4095 (227 amino acids)
Biological process (GO): cytochrome complex assembly
Molecular function (GO): ATP binding; ATP hydrolysis activity; transmembrane transporter activity
Source: RefSeq, a predicted model, not a curated record
AGUUUUCCUGGGGGGUGGGGGGUUUAGUUUUAAUUUUCCAGGGAAUUCACUCGCGUGUUGCAUCCACCCAAAUUCCAUUGCUUCUGUCCACCUCGAUUUCUCUAGGGUUUUCCUCUCCCAUUCCCGCCGGCUUUGUCCCCUUCCUCUUCGUCGCCAUCCACCGCCGAAGUCGAGCUCCGACUUGGGCUUCGUCGCCAUCUCCGGCUUCCUGUGAGUCGCCAUCCACCGCCGAAGACGAGCUCCUCUCUGUUUCAGCGAUCUUGGUCUUCGACCAUCGAUCUGGAGUCUUCGUCCAUCGGAAGCGAUCUUGGUCUCUGUUUCAGUGAGCGAUCUUCGUGUUCGCCAUCUCCGCCGAAGUCGACCUCCGAUUCCGACUUGCAGACCGCCGUUCAUCCUGGUCGUCAUCUUCGUCUACGGUAAGCUUUCCGGCCCAAACCUAUCUGGUUUUCGGCCACCUUCCGAUGGACGGCCGGCGGCCUUCUAUUUCUGGUUUUGCAUUUUGGUUUAUCCUUUGUUUUCAAUAUCUAUUUUUACCUUUUCUUUGGGGUUUGAUGGUGUAAUAAUUCAGUCUUUACUAUUUAGUCUGUGUUAAUUAUGUGAGUUUUUGUUCACUUUUUAAUGGUGAAAAUAUUUUGUAUGUGUCUUAUGUAUUUACAUUAUAUAAUUUAUAUAUUGAUUUUAUUAAUUUAUUAAUAUAUAUUGUAUUAAUAUAAAAUUUAAUACUAAAAAUGUACAAAUUUUCAAGGCAAAAAAUGUAUUCUUUCUAUGAAAAAUGUCCAUUUUUUAGGGAAAAUAAUGACGAUCAAACACCAAAAUUUAGAAAAAAUAACUAUUUUUUUGAAAAAUAAUAGCAAUCAAACACCAAAAAUUAAAAAAGUAUAACAAUUUUUAGGUAAAAAAUUAAGCAAAUCAAACACCUUGAAUUAACAUUUUUCUUGGAAUUUAAUUCUAGACAAUUCAAUUGUCUAAGAAAUAUUUUUUUUUCAUGCAAAUUCUAUGCUUGCAAUUUUGAGUAAUGCUAUUCGGCCACCCUCAAAGCCACCCACGAGAUAUUGUGAUAUCUCUCCUUUUAUCGACUCCAAAAUAUUGUGAUAUCUUGUGAUAUGAGCAGCCCAAAAGCCACUAUUUCAAAUUUUUGACCCUUCUCUCACUCUCGCCUGGGUUGAAUCUCCUCUCUUCUUUCCAACCGUCGCUCUCUCUCCCCUCCGAUCGUCUCUCUCUCUCUCCCUUCUCGCGCUCAAACUCUCUCUCACACUCUCGCCCGCACUUCCCACGAUCUCAUUCCUCCUUUCUGCCCGUCUCGUGCCACGGCGUCUCCGACAUCCUCGUUUCGACCCCGAUCUACAAGGAGCAGAAGAAGCAAGAUAGUGUUAAUUCAGCUGGGACCUUGAAGACCUGAGAUGAUGAACUUACGUGUAGCGUUUGCUUGGAGCAAGUUACUGUGGGAGAACUCAUUCGUAGCUUCUAGCUUGCCAUGUUUGCGUUAGAUCGGGGCUAGAACGAGGAUGCCGGAGAUGUUGUGGCACGGGACGAGCAGAAGGGAGGAACGAGGUCGUGGGAAGCGCGGGCGAGAGUGUGAGAGAGAGUUUGAGCGCGGGAAGGGAGAGGGGGGAGAGGGAGUGAUGGCCGGAAAGAAGAGAGAAGAUUCAGCGCGGGCGAGAGUGAGAGAGGGGGCAUAAAUUUGAAAUGGUGGCUUUUGGACUACUCUUGAUAUUGCGAUAUUUUGGAGUCGAUAAAAUGCGAAAUAUCACUAUAUCUUAUGGGUGGCUUUGAGGGUGGCCGAAUAGCAUUAUGCCCCAAAACCCUCUCUUUAUUUCUGCUUUGUUGUCCGGCAGCUCUCAUCUCCAACACCGACGACUAUCUCCCAUCUCCCUGCCUCAAGCGAUCAAACACCGCCUCUCAUCCCUGUCUGUUCUCUCGUCUUGCACGAACACAGUCGCCGGUCGGCCUCACAUUACCAGUUCUGUGCCCUGACGGUAUGAUACCUUGAUACUAUCACUCUGUGAUUUAGGUUUUUAAUGUUUAUUUAAAGAAUUUAAGAAUGCUGUUCUUUCAAGGGAUUUUUGGUCAUCAGUUUGGUUAUUUUCCCCUCAUUUCCUGGCUUUAUGUGAACCUCAAAGCAGCUGCUGUGGAGGACUUUUACAGUGCUGUUUCUUUAAUUGCUUUCUGAGAAAAUUUGAGCAUGCUGCUCGUUUAAAACUUUAGGAUUGUAGCCUAUAUGCCUGUUCGGUGGUAAAAUAAAUCUAUACGUUUGUUUAAUUUGUUUUCUUCAACCCAAUGUCAUGUUUCAUGUUUGUUCUAUGAGUCGGUAGAUAAUGAAAUUAAAUAUAUAUUCUGAGACCAAUGUCAGCUGCCUCUGACAACUGAAAGCUGAUUGUUUUCUUCAAAUCGGCUUUAUAGUAACUUCAAGUUAGCUUUCAAUUUACUGGUGAGUUUUGAUAUACUGAGCACACAGCAACAAGAAAGAUGCAUGCGUUGUAAGCAUAUUAUUUUUAAAUUUUUAUAAAAAUUGAAUGAGCAUGACUAUCUGAUGGAUCUGUAUUACUCUUAGGGAUGGGGAACUAAGUAUCUUUACAGAAGAAUGAAUCAGAUGUUUGAUAUGUGUUAUUGAACUAAAUGUUUGUUAGAGUUAAUGAAAACAUUUAGUACUUCUUCUCCUUUUUUUUUUUUUGGUUUAAAUUUUGCAAAAUUGGAUAGCUUUCUGGCAAUAUUCUAGUCUUACAAGCUAUAUAAAUAAGUACAUAAAAGAGAAACUUUUUUAGUAUGAAGAAAAAAUAAACAAAUCUUAAGAUUAUAUUUUGUAGCAAUUAUGAUUUAUCAAUAAAAUGUUCCAUAAUUGCCUUAAUGGUCUCUUGGUUGGCUCAGUUGACCCAAUUUCUCAUGGCAGAACUCUAAACAGUGAACUGUAAGGGUUAGAGAAGGAGAUUAAAAGAAUAUGAGAUAGUUUUCAUUGUUACUUCAAGGCAGGAAAAAAAUUUUGCGUUUGAGAAAAUCAAACCCCAAUUACAUCUUUUGUACACUAUAAAUUUGGAACUAAAUGUAGAAUUUAAUUCCACUUAUUCCAUUUGGCUGGGUUUUGCUUGAAAGUCUGGAAAAUAAUUGUAUCAACCUAGACACCAUGUUCUUUGGUCAGUUAGGAUAGAGAAGAGAAAUGGGAGCUGUACGAAGCUGGCAAUGUGUGGGCAAUGAAAUUGUUGUGAAGCUGACCACAAUCACUGUCAGGUACUGACGAGCAGACCUUGCAACCACCAUCAGAAGCAGCCAUCCUUCACCAACUAUCGAAUAAAGCUUUGUUGUUGCCAGGGGAUAUCUUGGGUCAAUUAUCAGCUUACUACUGCCACUUCUAAAUCAAGUCGCAUUGGCUUUUGGAGUAUGUCUAAUUUGGACCAUUGCAAUUACUUGUGAUUUAAAAUGUCUCUCCGAAGACCUCCAAUCCCUCGGCUUCUCCUCAACAAUGUUUCUUGCAUGAGAAAUGCCCAACAAAUUCUGCGACAUGUAAAUGUCUCACUGCAUGAUGGUGGUGCGCUUGUGCUGACAGGAACCAAUGGGUCAGGGAAAACUACUUUCCUACGCAUGUUAGCUGGGUUCUCCAAACCUUCAGCUGGAGAGAUCCUCUGGAAUGGUCAUGAUAUAACUGAAUCGGGAAUUUUCCACCAGUACAAGCUUCAGCUUAACUGGCUCUCUCUGAAGGAUGCCAUCAAAGACAAGUUCACAGUCCUCGACAAUGUGCAGUGGUUUGAAGUUCUUGAAGGCAAGCAAGGCAAGUCUCUCCCUGCUUUGGAACUGAUGGGUCUUGGGAGAUUGGCAAAAGAAAAGGCAAGAAUGCUCUCGAUGGGCCAAAGGAAGAGGGUGCAGCUUGCUAGAUUGUUGGCGAUUGAUCGGCCGAUUUGGUUGCUUGAUGAGCCUUCAGUGGCACUGGAUGAUGACGGGGUGAAGCUGCUUGAGUACAUUAUAGCAGAGCAUCGAAGGAAAGGUGGGAUCGUCAUCGUGGCAACACAUUUGCCAAUUGCAAUUGAGGAUGCCAUGUACAUGAGGUUGCCACCAAGGUUUCCAAGAAGGAUGACCUUGGUAGACAUGCUUGAUCGAGGUGGUUAGAUUUUGAUGAUGUUGACAUAUGCUAAUUCCUAUCGUAGGUAAUGCAGAUUUACAAGUGUUCCUUGAGAGCUUCUGGGUUGGAUUUGUUGCCCAAAUCAAGGGGCGGCGGCAUUUGUUCGAGCUCAAGCAAGUUGAUACAAUGCAGAUUUAAACGUGUUUCUUGAGAUCUUGUGGGUCGAAUUUUGGUGCCCAAGAUUAAUCAAGACCAUCAUCCAGGCAAGUGCAAGCUCUCAAGCAAAUCUUCCACUAACACAAGAUGACAGUUUGAUUCCUCUCCUCGUAACCGAUUAGGCUUCUUACCGCUGUGUUUGCUUUGCUACGACUUGUAAUUUAUAGAAAUCAAGCAUACCAUUUGUUUUGUUUUACUAAAUUGUAACACCAUUUGUUUUGUUAUACUGAAUUGUAACAAGUGCUUGCUCUUUAAUCGUGAUUACUUAUUCGUACCCA